UGUAUAAUGCGGUCUCGUUCUCUUCGAGAGUCAGCUAACUUAACUCAUUUAGCACUAUCGACACAGGAAUUUGCUGUGAGGCCGAAUAGAUUCCGGGAUUAGGGGUCCAGCGUUCAGCUCAACUACACCGUGAACGACACCACAAUGACAACUAGUCAGGUGAAACCAAAGCCAGGUGAUUUGAUCGAAAUCUUCCGUGGUGCAUUCCAACACUGGGUCAUUUAUGUUGGAAAAGGCUACAUCAUUCACCUUGUACGACCACAAACAUCUGUGCAUGCCCAAGGUGGUUCCUGCAGCAUGUCAAUGCAGAGUGACAUGGCCGUGGUGAAGAAGGAGCAGCUCCAGGAUGUGGUGGGCACUGACCGAUACACAGUAAACAAUCUGCUGGACGACAAAUACAAGCCACGUCCUGUCAAGCUCAUCUUGCAGGACGCGCACAGCCUUCUGGGGCAGGAGCUUCCCUACAGUGUUUUUAGUGAAAACUGUGAACAUUUGGUCACUGAGAUGAGAUAUGGGAAAGCAGAGUCUAGACAGGUGCAGAACGCCGUGGAUGUGGGAGUAGGCAUGGGGGUUGCUACCUCCUUUGGCGUGGGCGCUCUACCUGCAGCAGUAGCCACCACCAUCUUCAGUUGGAAAAGAAGGACCACCACAACCACCUUGACCACAGUAGGCAUGGCUCUUGCUGCCUGGUUUGGCGGUCCCCCUGCAGCAGCAGCAGCAGCAGCCACCGCCAUCUUCAGUUGGAUAAGGAGCAAGAAGAAGAAGAGCAAGCGCUUGAACAAGCAGCGAGAUGGGACAGAGCUGUAGGCACAAUGACCAGCAGGCUUUUGGGAUGGAUCUGAAGUCUCCACACAUUUAACAUCUGUCCACUGAAAGGGCCUUAUGCAAACUUGGUUUUAAACUAAGCAUAAAAAAAACCCUGUAAUCUAUAACAACGCAAGAUGUCCUCAUUUACAUGUUUAAGUGCGCUUUGAUAAUGUAAAAUUAAAUCAAAUAAAGAUUCAGUGAUGAUGCUUACAAAA
Messenger RNA from Electrophorus electricus (electric eel), 1022 nucleotides. The record is from RefSeq and is a predicted model, not a curated record. Lineage: Eukaryota; Metazoa; Chordata; Actinopteri; Gymnotiformes; Gymnotidae.